Leishmania braziliensis MHOM/BR/75/M2904 is the source of this 1251-nucleotide messenger RNA. RefSeq lists its product as hypothetical. The record is from RefSeq and is a predicted model, not a curated record. NCBI's taxonomy places the organism in Eukaryota, Euglenozoa, Kinetoplastea, Trypanosomatida, Trypanosomatidae. Bases 1 to 1251 code for a protein of 416 amino acids. The transcript has a single exon.
AUGGGUGCCCUCGUACCACUGACACAGGCGCCAUCCCAAGUGUGCGUACGCUCGCCCCACAUCCUGCAGCGCCGCGUGUGCCGGAGGUGGGAAUGGCUGACGCCAUUACCGCUUCUCUUGCCACUGCUGCUGGCCGUCGUGGUGCUCCUCUCUUCUCUUUCCGACGCUUCAAUCUCUUCGUGUCUCUGCCGAAGCAACACACGUGGACAGCGCCUUUGCCGUGAUGUGCACCUGAUGCUCAGCAGCAGGGAGCUAUUCUACAAUAGCAGCGAGAUGGACAGGUGCGUCGCACGACCGCGCGCCAGCUCCGUGCCCGGUGUACUGAUGGCGCACGCUGCUGCAGCGGACUCGACCGCAGGUGACGGUGAUGAGCUGGCGAGCGACGCCGACACGUGGGGAACCAUCUCUAUGAAGAGAACGCUGGACUACGACUCGGGGCUGAAGCCAUUCAUGACACCGUGGCGCGAGGUACGUCUCGCUCUGCGAGAUGCGGGCUGCUUUUCGACGCUUGCACUGCCGCGCUUGACGCUGCCAACAGACACGGCGGGUCCUCGCCUCAGCGACGUUGCCCCGGAGUCUUCCCCAACCCUUCCUCCUCUGUGCCGCAAGCCACUAGUGCUGAUGAGCGGCCGGGCGCACGACUGCCCCAGCUGCUCCAGCUUUGUCUCCGACGUGCUGGAACACUACCGAGCAGAAUGGGAGUACAUACGUGCUCACGUGACUCUCGUCGACGCUGGAGAUCCGAUGACAGACGAGCUGGUGCGGAACCCGUACCCGCUGUGGUACAACUUGACUGAAGUAGGGCAGUUGCUGACGCUCACAAAAAUGUCUGAAGUAAGAAAGGCUGAGGACGACGUCGCUGCCGCUUCGUCUGGUGAGAGCAGCGCCUCCAGGGCUUCCCCUCACGACGUAUCCCAGGGGUUACAGCAGUCGGAAGCCGACGACUUCACUGUCUUUAACACGGGCCUCCGCCACAAAGCCGCCCUCCUCCUGCAGUCUCCAACGGUACAGGCCACCCAUCAGUGGUCGCGGCUCGUAAAGCGCGCAUUCGCUGGCCAGUCUGAGUAUGUGCUGCGCAUCAUCUUUGUUUACCCGCACAACGCCAGCGUCAUGCGCGAUGUCGUGAACGAGGAGGUCACCGUUGACGGAAGUCAAGCCGACUAUCUGCACUUUUUCAGCAAAGCCAAGCCCUUCUUUCACUCUGUGAAAAAGGCGGUGCGGGUAAUGGAGUGGCUGCUGCGAUACGGGUGA